AUGUGUACACGCCGCAGCCCUCUUUACUGCACAAGUGGCCGAAGCGCCCUUGGACCUGCCAAAAGCGAACACUCGGGAAUGCGAAUGCAGAGCAGGUGUGUUGCUGCAUUGAUCUGCCUCAUAUCCCUACACAGAGCUGGCGGUGAGACCGUCGAAGCAUGCCAGGCCGACGCAUGUGAUGACGGUGCCCUGAACCUGGCUCAGGUGCGUGGCACGAAGCGGAGAGCUCUUGUUCAGGAGAAGCCAAACUGCCCUUCCGAUAGCCGCAUGCAGAUUCGAUGGAUGCCAGAUCCAACACUCUGCUUGUCCAGCGAUGCCAACCGAAUUGGUGAUGGCGUGAGCCUGAUGCUCCGCACGUGCGAUGAGUCGUGGUCAAGCCCUGGGCAGCUUUUCAAGCAGAACUUGCUGAACAAGGACUUCGAUGAGCGUAUCCGUAUGUCAGUCGACACAGGCUUUUGCGUCGUUGUCAACGACGACAAGUUUGCAGAUGGGGCAGAGAUCUUGCUGAGACCAUGUGACAAGGACAACUCCAACCAGAAUUGGGUGAUGUGGAGCAGUUUUGGAGGUGGUUGCACUGGAAUGCUGUCUGUGGCAACCACGAAGCCGAAACCGUUUUGCCUGGCCGUGCAGGACAAUGACGGCCACGAUGGUGCGAAGGUGGAGCUCUGGACAUGUGACGGCAACGAAAGUGCCAAGACCUGGACCCCAUGGACGCGGGAAGUGUUCAGUAUGUGGACAGAAAAGGCAAGGAAAGCUUUUGCAGAGAAGGUCACCUAUGACCCUGUCCCGAAGGAUGAGAGGACACCUACAACUGAGGACGUCGAUGAAGAGAAGGGCGAGGGUGGCGCAUGGGCCAACAUCUCCAAAGCUGCAAGCCGCUUCGGAAAGCAGGUGGCUUCUGCAGCAGAGGAAGCCAAGCAGAACAUCGAGAAGGCUGCCGAAAAAGCGAAGACGACAGACCUUACUCAGCAAGUCCAAGGCUGGCAAAGCGAGGUAGCCAAGGGCUUCGGUGCCGCCGCUGAUCGUGCCUGCCAAGCUCGAGAAGUUUUUGCUGAGCGGGGAAAGGUAGCCUCGCAGCUUGCCAAGGACUUGGGGAGCAAGGCGGCCAACAAAGCAACAGAGGCGAAGGUCCAGGCGGCUUCGAAAGCGAAGGAGGCGAAGGACAAGGCCGCAAGCGUAGCCGGUGCUGCAAAGGACAAGCUGGCACAGGCCGGUGAAGGCCUGAAGGGCCUGGGGAGUCUGGCGCUCUCGCCCGCCAAGCUCGCCCAGUUUGCGGGCAUCUUCUUCGUAGGUGUUUUUCUGAUCUCUUUGUCCUUUUCGUUCCUGCCGGUGAUGGUCAUCGCACCGCAGAAAUUCGCAUUGCUCUUCGCUUUUGGAUCCAUGACGAUGCUGGGAUCCUUCAUGUUCUUGAAGGGCCCGCAGGCCUUCCUGUCCGGCAUGGCUCGCAGAGAGCAGCUUCCCUUUUCCAUUGCGUACGGCGUUGGCCUGGUCGGGACUCUGGUCUCGACCAUCAUCUUGCGAAAUUUCCUGCUGACCGGCAUCUGCGGGCUACUGCAAGCUAUUGGCCUGCUCUACUUUGUGGCGUCCUACGUGCCCGGCGGAAAGGCCUGCGUCAACUUUGUGGGCCGGAUGUGCGGGAAGGCUACACAGGCGCUGCCGGCGCUGCUGUGUCGCAAGUGA
Messenger RNA from Symbiodinium sp. CCMP2592, 1680 nucleotides. The record is from the annotation of a GenBank genome assembly. Lineage: Eukaryota; Dinophyceae; Suessiales; Symbiodiniaceae.